This is a messenger RNA of Anopheles coustani, 3407 nucleotides long. RefSeq names its product kinesin-like protein KIF18A (gene Klp67A). The coding region runs from base 258 to 3026 and encodes 922 amino acids. Gene Ontology annotation, biological process: microtubule-based movement. NCBI's taxonomy places the organism in Eukaryota, Metazoa, Arthropoda, Insecta, Diptera, Culicidae. The transcript has 5 exons. The record is from RefSeq and is a predicted model, not a curated record. Gene Ontology annotation, molecular function: ATP binding; microtubule binding; microtubule motor activity.
CAGAAAGGAAUAAGUUUGCUUCGUUGCGUGUGAAUAACAAGUAAUCCUCGAAUCAGUGCAUCAAAAACAACCGAUCUGAAAAAGUAUUGAAAAUGUUUAACUAUAAAAAGACGAUUUUCCAAUCGAUGUGGUUUUAAUUAUAGUAGACAUUGAAAAUUUAGUUUAGUUUAGUUCAGUAGAAAAGUGCGAGCCGUGCGAAAGUGAAGUUUGUUCGAAGAAUAGUAAAGAAGAGCAAGUUUUUCAUUAAAAGUCACAAAAUGGCUACUGAUUCUCGGAAAAUAAAAGUUGCCGUGCGAUUGCGGCCGUUCAACGAGCAGGAAAAGGAAAAGAACCCGAGAAAUAUCAUUAAGGUUCUUGAUAAGUCAACGUUAAUGUUUGAUCCGGACGAAGAUGAGGAUGAAUUCUUCUUUCACGGCGUGAAACAAACUCACCGCGACAUCACCAAGCGCAUUAAAAAGAAGCUCACAAUGGAGUACGAUGAUGUAUUCGACAACACUGCAACAAACGCGGACAUACACGAGGCUUGCACGAAACCGCUGGUGCAGUCGGUCAUGAAUGGGUACAAUUGUUCGGUAUUCGUUUAUGGUGCAACCGGAGCCGGGAAGACUCAUACGAUGCUGGGAAACGAAAACUGCCCGGGCAUAACGUUCUUGACGAUGAAAGAAUUGUUUCGUGAAAUUGAAGCCCUCAGCGAUGUACGGAAGUUCGAUAUCGGCAUCUCCUACUUGGAGGUUUACAAUGAGCUGGUAAUGAACUUGCUCACGAAAAGUGGUCCUCUGAAACUUCGCGAGGAUGCCAAUGGAGUGGUAGUUAGCGGAUUGGUUCUCAAACAAAUUCAUAGCGCGAACGAGCUGCUGGAUCUAUUGGCUCUCGGUAACCGCAACCGAACCCAACAUCCGACGGAUGCAAAUGCCGAGAGUAGCCGCAGCCAUGCCAUUUUCCAGGUCCACAUUCGUAUGGUGGAGAAGAAGACGGGUCAGAAACGCACCGUGAAAUUGUCUAUGAUUGAUCUGGCUGGCAGUGAACGGGCUGCUAGCACAAAGGGGCUGGGUGCGCGGUUCAAGGAGGGCGCGAACAUUAAUAAGUCAUUGCUGGCUCUGGGUAACUGCAUCAAUAAGUUGGCCGAUGGACUAAAGCACAUUCCGUACCGCGACUCCAACUUGACGCGCAUUCUGAAGGAUAGCCUUGGAGGCAACUGCCAGACGGUGAUGAUCGCGAACAUUUCUCCGUCCUCGCUAACGUAUGAUGACACAUAUAAUACGCUGAAGUACGCGUCGCGCGCAAAGAAGAUCCGCACGACCGUACGCCAGAACAUCGUGCCCUCGAACGUACCGAAGGAGUUCCUGGUGAAGAAGGUUAACGAGCAGGCAGAAGAAAUCGACCGGCUGAAGGCAAAGUUGGCCGAGUUGGAAGAACAUCGCAAACUCAAUACGCUCUCCGAUGCUACCCCGCCUGCUGCGUUGAACGAAACGCUCCUUAAUACGUGGACCUCUCGGAUCGAUAGCUGCUAUGCUAGCUUACUCCAGGCUGUGCAGCACAACUAUGCGCUAAAGAGUAAGGAAAAACUGCUUAACAUGCGCGUCAAGCUUAAGGAGCAGGCUGAGCAGAUUGCCCGAAUUGUAACACUGGAUGGCAGUCAGUCGAGCGAGGAUAUAGCGAAGAUUGAAGCAUCAAUCGAUCGAUGUGGAAAACAGUUGGCCAGUCAAGAAGUCGAUCAGAACCGCUGGUUGGAACGUCUUCAACAAGCGCAACGGAAUCGGAACGCUCUUCGGUAUGAAGUGCUACAGACGGAGCUCAGCUGUGUGUUAAAAACCUACAUGGCUGGCAAAGAUGCUGAAAUUGCAGCAGCAAAGGCUACAUUAUGGAAAGACCACGUUCUCCAGAUCGCGUUUACGUACAGUCAGGAGAAUCGUCUGUGGCACAAGAUUAUGCAGCUGAGCGGCGAAAUCGUGCAAAAUAACUACCUGCUACUUCGACACUUGGAUCGACUGGACAAUAUUGUGUUGGAUAAGCUGAAGCGCUUGGUCAAGUUGAACCAGAGGCAGCGAGGAGUUACCUUCUUCGACGACGAGUGCCAGCAGGACCUGCGAAGCGAAACUGAUAUUACCGACCAUAGCAUCGAUGACAUUGCCAACCUGUCCGACUGUUCGGAUGAUGCUGUGGAUUUCCCGCCAGUUGUCGUCGGUGCGAAAAGGACAAAGAUCCGGGGAGAAAGCGAAUCGGAAACGGAUCAUGACACUAGCGGUCCUGCAUCGUCGAAGCCGUCUGAUACGGAGGAACGAAACGUUUUCAAAAAACCAAAAACAGUCAGUCGGGGCCUUUCGUUCAAGGCGACAUCUGUAGUAGGGACCCGGCCAACGAUUUCUCGUCGAACACCAACCAAAACCACGGGACAUGGCAGCAUCGCCAAAACAGCAGCGGCCACUCAACGGCUAAAGGCUCCGCGGUUGGUUGUAACCAAUAUGAUGCCAGCUGCUACUCCAGCAGUGGCUUCAACCAGUCGAAACCUCGGUGGGACAUCUCACACCGAGAAGGGGGAAGAUAAAUCCGAUACAUCCGACGAACAGAUUGGCGUCGGAAACAUUGCAAACUCCACUUUCGACAUUGGAUCCGGUAAGGAUGGUGAUUCAGAAUCAUUAUUUUCAAACGUGCUGGUGGAGUCAAAUGUAGAUCCACAGGUCUUGGAUAAAGUUCUUCGCAGAGCUUCCAUGAAAGGAAAAAUGGCAUUGUCUGUGCACAAGGACAAUCGUAAAAAGAGCCCAAAACGCAUCGGUAAAAGUCCACGUUUGAUAAACCGAACUGGCAGUCGUGCGAAUGCUUCUGCAACAAGCGUCAUCAAUAGGUAUCGAAUGAUGAAAGGAAAAGAAGCAGCUGCUGUCGCUAGUAGUAGCACUGUCCCCAGCACCAGCAGCAGUACCACAACGACGGGCAAAGCAACGGCGGCUGGCACGCGUUUUGUCAACAACAAUUUAGAGAAUGAUAGUGACCGAAACCGGCACAAUCGUCUGAUGGGUAUCAAGAAAUAGACAUUUCUUCAAAAGGAGAUAGGAGAAUUUUAUUAUACGUAUAUACACACCCACACUUUCGGUCUUACCCGGCGCGUUCGCUCUAGACUGCUUUAAAUAUAUCUAACAUUAUUAUUUUCAUGUUAUUAGUCAUAAGUGAUAGACGAGGAAGUUUGUUUAAAAUAUAAGCUUCGGGCGAACGUUGAACGUUUCUAGACUCGAUAGAAUUGAAAUAUGCAUAUGGUUUAUUCAAAAAGAAAAAGAGGUGAAAAAACUGAACCAACGAUCAAAUAGCCGAUUCCUCAAACGAACAGUUGUGUUUUUUUAAUGCUGUUUAUGCAUCAGUGAAUCAGGAAUACUGUACAAAAUCAAAUCUCCAGAUGAAAAAUACAGUUUGCAAUA